CCUGGUACUGGUCUACAUGUGGUGGCCUGCGUGCCUCACGCCCCCCCUCCGUUACAGGCUGGUCUUCGGCAUGCUGUAUCCUGCCUACGCUUCCUACAAGGCUGUGAAGACCAAAAACAUCCGGGAAUAUGUCCGCUGGAUGAUGUACUGGAUUGUGUUUGCAAUCUUCAUGGCCACGGAGACUUUCACUGACAUAUUUAUUUCCUGGUUUCCCUUCUACUAUGAGAUCAAGAUGGCUUUUGUGGUCUGGCUCCUUUCCCCCUACACCAGAGGGGCCAGCCUGCUGUACCGCAAAAUCGUGCACCCCAUGCUGUCCCGCAAAGAACAGGAGAUAGACACGUACAUCAUCCAGGCCAAGGAGCGCAGCUAUGAGACCAUGGUGCGCUUCGGCAAGAGGGGCCUCAACAUAGCAGCCACAGCUGCAGUGCAGGCGGCAGCCAAGAGCCAGGGUGCCCUGGCUGGGCGGCUCCGCAGUUUCAGCAUGCAGGACCUGCGAUCCAUCCCGGACGAGGCCCCCGUGCACUAUCGGGACCCCCUGUACCUAGAGGAGCCAGAGAGCGAGGGGCAGCUGCUGGACUAUCGAGCAGCCGCGGCCGGCCGGCAGGGCGAGGGCGACCCGGAUGAUGCGCCGCUCUCCAGGAGCCAGAGCCUGCGCGUGGUGAAGAAGAAGCCGCAGGGCAAAGAGGGCUCUUCCCGCCUGGUGCGUGCCCGGAUCAGGAGGAAAGCAGCUCAGCAGGACCAGGACAGUUAGUGCCCUUGGGGAAGCCCUUUGCCAGGAGUCUUAACCUGAAUUUGCUGCUGCAGCACAAGGAGGGAGCCAUGAUUUGUGUGUCCUCGGCCCUGCGGCUGCACCCUCCCGCAUGCCUCACGCCGGGCGGCCGGGGGUGGGGUUCCCCACCUCUUUACACUGUAAAUAUCUUGUUUGCCCUUUGCCUCUUCCUGGCUGCUCUGUACAUCCCGGGGAGUUAUGUGGCUGCUAAUUGAGUCUAGCUGCUUUGCAGAGGGAGGGCAGGUCUGUCCCAAACCCUUCUGACCCUGACACAGCCCUGAAUCUGUUCUCAGCUGUGCCCCCUCCCUGAGCACUGCUGCUGCAGGUCAGCACCGGUGUCUCUCCUGCUGCACCCUGGGACCAGGCUGCCUUUCCCCUGCCUGGCAGAGCCUGUGGGGAGCGAUGCCGUGCAGGGUCCUGGGCCCUCGCGCUCUCCUCUCUGCCCUGGUGAACACUAAAGGGCUCUGCUGGGAUGCUGCGUCCUCAGCUCAGUGCCCCGUUGGGGCCCUGCUCUCCUGCCACCGCGUUGCCUUACUCCCCAUGUUCCCUCUCCUCCGGAGAGGUGUGCCUUGUCCCAUCUGUCCUCUGUGAAGCCAAAGAGUCGGCCCGUGCCAAUCGCCCUGAGCCGCGGGUGCCUCCCGCGCUGUGCCGGCCGUGCCCGCAGCUGCAGGCUGCCCCACAUCCUCCUUACUUGAAAGCAGAGCGACAGUGCCUGCCCGUGGCCUGCCCGGCACCACGCGGCUCCUAAUGUUUUCCCCUCCCAGACGGUUUUGUACAUGGACAAUAAAUCUUAUUUCAGACUUUCAGAAAUGGGAAUUGUCCCUGUUGUUUCAGCGCUGUGCCCCUUG
Molecule: messenger RNA, 1617 nt
Organism: Struthio camelus australis
Lineage: Eukaryota; Metazoa; Chordata; Aves; Struthioniformes; Struthionidae
Source: RefSeq, a predicted model, not a curated record